GAGGAAAUGAGCUAGGGUUUUUUGGCGAGCGGAGGGGUUAAGUUUAACAAAUAGCAGUACUACAGAAAAGAUUAGUAAUCGCAGAAAUCAAAACGGAAAUGUCGUCCAAUUGCGCAAGAAGAUUACUUCAGCAAUCUUCAUCUUCCGCCAAGGCAUUCCUGAGUUCUGGCCCUCGAAUAUCUCUACCUUCCGUUGCCUCUGGUACAACUAAGAUUGGGGGACUACCUUCCCCUGCCUCGCGCCUUUCCCGUCGCCACAACCUCUUCUCUAAGUCCAGGGUACGAAUGGAACUGGCUUGCGGUGAGUCAUUGAUGCCUCUGCACUCCGUCACUGCUUCUGCAUUGUUAAAAUCUAUGCUGUCUUCAGAAGUGGGCCAGUGGGGUCGUCUCUCUGAAGGAUUUGCAACACCACUAUAGCAGGGCCUUUGAAUCAUUCAGCUCACAAACACUUGGAACAAUAUUAAUGAAAAUUGCUCUCUUUCUUUUCUGUUUUCUAGCGCAAGAAUAAGAUUCUUGUAAAACUCCCCAGUGAAAAUUAAAUUUGUGUAUUUCAGGAGGUGCUGACUCGUGAUGUACAUGCUCCUUUAUAAGGAGAAUUUCAUUAGCAGCAAUGCUUUUAAAUUUAGCUGUUCUUCCAACUGGUUUCAUACUCAUUUCCGUCUGUAGUCAUAUGGCUGGUUGCAAUUAGCAGUCUUCAUGUUCAAGGCGGUGAUCUAUAAUCAUUAUAGGUGCUUGUAUCAUCAGGAGAUCGACAUCUCCUGUUUGCUUGUAGUCUUAGGAGCAUAUCAUUGUAUUCAUUUCCUCAUUAACCACAUACUGCUUUUUAGAUCAUUGGCCUACUUGUUACAGAAAGUGGUUUAUGCAUUUGUAGUGCCACUAUAUUCUUGGUUUCGUUC
Messenger RNA from Coffea eugenioides, 895 nucleotides. RefSeq lists its product as uncharacterized. The transcript is spliced from 3 exons. The coding region runs from base 99 to 416 and encodes 105 amino acids. The record is from RefSeq and is a predicted model, not a curated record. Gene Ontology annotation, cellular component: mitochondrion. Lineage: Eukaryota; Viridiplantae; Streptophyta; Magnoliopsida; Gentianales; Rubiaceae.